CAUGCUAAUAUAUAAUAUUAACUUAUACUUGAGAAAAUUCUUAUUUUGAAUGAGCAUGUUAAAAUUUAUGAAUGCGUCUUUAAGGUCGACCGCUGGAUGAAUGGACUUCAUUUGAGGACGGGUUUCCUUACAUUUAUCUAACAUUCACAUGAAACAGCCCAGCAUCCAUACAUGUAUUAAGUUACCUAGUAACAUGCUUCCAAUAAACAUUUUUCUGGUCUUUUUCACAUUAUAAUUGACAUUUCGGUUGUUCAGCUGUUAUCAGUGAACCCAUUACAGUAUGUGAUACCGCCUACAAGUUGAGUACGUGGGUUAUUAAUAAGGAAAUUAAACUUUGUCUUGUGUAAACGUAAUAAUAUACCUUUGUCAGUAGGUUAUUCACAUGUGCUCAUUCUGCGUUUAUAUUUGCCAAUUCAGUUCCGUUACCAGGUGAUGGUUGACGGCGUCUAGCCUAUGUACGCUCACAAUAUUUUAGGAUAUUAACUUAUAUUUAUCCCGUGUUCAACAUCUAUUCAUAUCUAAAGGUAGAAAAUAAAUAGCCGUUUAUUCUGUAGCUAAGUUUUAACGUCGGUUAAAACCGAAUAGACUUGGUUUUCUGUGAUAAGUUCUCGAUACUUGCUUAGCUAAACGAAUAAUACAUGUGGUGUUCAUUUACAGAACCCAUUACGUGCUUCUGUAACCUUUUCCCACUACAACACAGGAUGAACAUGGGGGGGGGGCAAUAAACUACUAAACUGAACAAAAGCAUCAAAGUUGUUAAACGAUUUGGCUGGUUGUAUUCCAGGAAAAAUUAAGAUUAAAAUUCUGAAAUUCCAUAUAUAUGCUAGUGGCUUAACAAGAAUGUAAGAAAUCUAGUGUAUAUAAAUAAAAUAAAGGCUGCAGGUGUGUGGGUGUAGCGGAUGAAGUGUCGCCGGCGACCAGAACACACCUGCGAGCAGUCAGUGGUGAACCCCGGGCGGACCUGGAGAUGGUCUGCUGCACACUUCCUCUCCUUACCUCCUGUGUGUGGCGUUUGGACAGUGCUACAGCAAGGCGUAUGCGUAGAGCCCAAGUGUUUGUGGCUAAAACGCAUUUUAUGGUGUGAUUUUAUUGUUUAAGAAGCGAUAACGGAAAACACGUGUGGCUUGACAAAAGAUAGUUCUGUACCGUGUGGUUUAGGUGGCGAUACAAUGUUAAUUAUUAUUGUGUACAUUACAUACACAUGAAAGAGUAAACUAUGAGGACGAACUUAUCAAUAUCCUCUUUCCACCUUUCAUAGUGAGGGCGCACUCGCCCGGAGACGGUCAAUUGCUUACUACCAAAUAGACCGUAGCAAAGCCGCAGUGUAAUUAAUGGUGAGCGUUGAACUUGCCGUGAUGGUGUUGAGCGCCUUGGUGGGCGUGGUGAGCGCCGGCCACGCCUCCUGGACACACCUACACCACCUGCACCAGGCAGAGCUACAUGCUCUCCAACAAAUACGGACCCUUCUACAUACCUUUAAUGAACUGAACGAAGUAUUACAAAGGUACGUGGACUCGUGGGAAGCAAUAGGUGGAGACGCGGGGACGCCACCUGGCGAUCCUGCAGCUGCUUACUCCCUCCUGCGUCACGUGGCAGGCGGCUGGACUCAGGUUAACGGCGCAUUACAUAAACUUAAAGGAGUUUUCAGCGAUAUUGAGGUGCUGGCGUCGAGGGCGGACUGGGAGCUACUGCCCAGUGGGGAGGACGUGGCGGCGGCGUCAGAGGCCCUGGUGAGGCUUGUCCACGUGUACGACCUCAACAUGACCAUGCUGGCCUCGGCUGGUCACUUCCACCCACACCAGAGGGAGAUCAACACCGCACCACCUCCCUACUACCCACUGGCAGUGAGCGACCUAGCGUCCAUCGGCCUGGUGGCUGUCAACAAAGGUUACCUCAACAUUGGUGUGGAAUUCCUGCGAGCAGCUAGAGCCAGGUCGACCAUCCACGCCCACGCGGACGGGGGGUCCUUGGAGACGCAGUUCUCUACCCAAAGGCUUGACAGCUUGCUCAACACGGCCGUCAGAGUGCAUGACCACGUCCUGGAGAUGAGGGGACCUCGCUCGCUGACCCACAUAACGGCUCGGACGUCUUACGGACUCUCGCAAGGGAGGGUUCACCACCUGGAGGAGGAGAACGCCAAAGAGGACGUAGUGGUGGGCGUACAGUAUCUGAAACUACAUGGGAACAAGACUUGGAUGGUGCAGGAACGCCCCUUGGUGGAGCGGCGGCAGGUAGAAAUGUUGUGUCGAGGCGUCGAACUCAGGACGAGUGUGAUCAAAUGUGAGCUGCACUGCCGGUACAUGAGCAACAGCAGCCCCUGGCUCCUCCUGGCACCCUUUAAGGUGGAACAACUCUCCCUCGACCCCUACAUCACGCUCAUCUACGAGGUCCUGAGCCCGCGGGAGGCAGCAGAAGUCAAGGAGAGGGCGAGCAGCCAGUUGCACACCUCAUACACCGCCAGGAAGGGCAGCGGUCACGAUGCUCCUAGUAGCGAGUGGUCGCUCAAACAUGCGUGGCUGGAAGAAAGAGAGGUGACGUCACUCCAGAGACUGGGACGUCGUUUAAGCCAGCUGGUGGGAGUCACCUUGCAUGACUCUCUCUCUGAACCCUACAGGGUGGCAGACUCCGGCCUGGGAGAGAGCUACGAGGCGCGUCGGGACACCCAUGGCCCUGCCAGGAGUCCUCCCAACCCAGCAGUAGGGGAGAGGAUGGCCACUGUCCUCACUUACCUGGAAGCUCCAGCUGCAGGUGGGCGCACGGUAUUCCCAUGGGCGGGCGUGGGCGUGGAGGCGGUGGAGAGGGCGGCAGUGCUGUGGUGGAACCUGUUAGCCUCCCACGAGCAUGACUUCCUCACCCGCCAUGCUGCUUGUCCCGUCCUCUAUGGCCGCGCCUCGAGUUUAACUAAGUGGGUGGGUUACACUGGCCAGUGGCAAACCCUGCCAUGUGCUUCUCAUCCUGCCAGGAAGGUCAUGCUCCCUUGGCGCUAGCAGCUACCUCUCUCUCUGCACCCCAGCAGGCGGCGACCCGGGUCCUCUAGCUCGCUCAUCAAUCUUCUUGUAAUUCGUAUUCGUACCGCCAUUAAAAUAACGACAUGGUUCCUUGAAAAUAGCUGUUUAGACUCCUAAAGUUAGGAAUUAUUUCCUGUUAAGGUCUUCGUUAUACCUGAUACAACUUUUAAAACGGGAUUAUAUUCUAGUAAUGAAGGGCAUAAUAUUAAGCAGGCUAAGAGCUGCUGUCGAAGUGCAUUGAUGGUCAAAGGUUUGAACAGUUAGCGUUGGUUAUGAUGGAAUGAGACCAACGGUCCACGUGGGAUGAUGAUAAUGAAGAAACUAAUAGCUGAUGAUUUUCUAGCUAGAAAUUGUGGACUUGUUGAUAUAAAGGGAACUUGUCAUGAUAGAAGACGAGAAAUUUAAGUCGUUCUGGAGCGCACACAUGUUUGGAAAUUAUAAUUCAAAAUUGGGGAGAGAUAAUGGAAUAAUUGUUUGAAUAUAGCGUUAAUGAUAACUAAAACACAUAGGAACAACGGGCUUAUAAUGAACAGAAGUUAAGCCAUAUAUAUAAAACCACUAGUACGUAAGAAAGCAAGGGAAGGUAGCCUAAAAUGUUUCGGUAAGAGUGACGGCGUAGAGAAACUAAAAUGUUCGAAGAAAUGUAGAGUAGGCUAUUAUUGAAGUGGCUGAUGUAGUCUUAGUGCAGCAGGCCUUACGAUUUAGAGAAGAAUUUUCAAAUUUUGUGGUAGAAUAUUGUAUAUCAAAUGUUUUGUUUUGAGUAGAAAAGAAAGUUGCUUUAUCUGCUAUGUACGCCUUUGGUUGUAGAGCUCUGUGCUGUAACUCUCAAUAUUUUGACUACCGACAGCACUGACUUCUGACCUUGACCUCCCACCAUUCUCGGCAUGAUUAGUGACUAGAAUCACCAGGAACCUCGAUGGUUGAAUAGGUGGCAUAGGUUCAUGCGUUUUAGUACUCCUUAUUUUGUAUGUUGUGGCCGCUCAAUAGAACGCGCUGCGAUUUUUAAUCACAUAUGUAAACGUUGAUUUCUUUUGCAGCUGCGCUUAUUUUAAACACGCUUGUAAUAUUGUAACUUACUAUAAUCUUGUAUUAGUUGCAUAUAGACCUCACUUACAUAUUUCACAGGUUGACCAGUGGCCAUGCUCCUAGCUGCCACGUUUCCCAGAGUGAAUUUACAUGCAAAUACCUCUACGACUGUCAGACAUCAUGGAUACCAUUUGCUAUCUCUUAUCCUGAGUAAUGAUGUUUAUUUUUCAGCAUGUGAUCUCAUUUUAUACAGAAGGCUAAAGGUGGAUUAUAAUGAUUAUACUGAUUAUAUCCCACUGAUUAUAAUUAUUGUUU
This is a messenger RNA of Procambarus clarkii (red swamp crayfish), 4349 nucleotides long. Its product is annotated as prolyl 4-hydroxylase subunit alpha-3. Gene Ontology annotation, biological process: peptidyl-proline hydroxylation to 4-hydroxy-L-proline. Gene Ontology annotation, cellular component: endoplasmic reticulum. The record is from RefSeq and is a predicted model, not a curated record. NCBI's taxonomy places the organism in Eukaryota, Metazoa, Arthropoda, Malacostraca, Decapoda, Cambaridae. Gene Ontology annotation, molecular function: protein binding; procollagen-proline 4-dioxygenase activity; L-ascorbic acid binding.